UGUUAGCUGGGUCACAUGUCACUGCUGUCUAUAGAGGAAAGAUCACUUCCCUGGAAUGGCUUCACCUACAAGCAUGCUAGCAGAAGAGCAGGUCCACUGCUCCAUCUGCUUGGAUGUUUUCACAAAUCCAGUCUCCAUUCCUUGUGGCCACAAUUUCUGCAUGGCCUGUAUUGGCGGCUAUUGGAAAACCAGUUCUCUUUUCAUGUGCCCCAUGUGCAAGAAAACAUUUUUCAAGCAACCAGACAUCAGCAUCAACACAGUGCUGCGGGAGAUUGCAGAACAGUUUAAGGAUAUGAGAAUCAAGCCUGUACAGCAUGUGCUGGAGAAACCACCAGAAGAGCUAUGCUUAGAAAUACCAGAAUUGAUUCCACCAAGUGGGCCUUUGAUCAAGGGAGUGUGUUGUGAUGUCUGUACUGGCCCUCAGCAACGAGCUGUGAAGUCGUGUCUGGUGUGCCUCACUUCAUACUGCGAGGAACAUCUAAAAACACACAUGGCAAGAUUUACUAAACACAAAUUGAUCGAGCCGGUGCAGAAUCUGGAAGACCGCAUGUGUAAGAAGCAUGAGAGGCUGUUGGAACUGUUCUGUAAGAAAGAUCAGAUUAUGGUGUGUGUGCUUUGCACGGAGAUGGACCACAGGGCACAUUACACCGUUCCAGUCGAACGGGAAUGGAGUGAGAAAAAGGCUCUCCUACGAAAAAAAGAGGCAGAGGUUCAGCAGAUGAUCCAGUUACGACUCAAGAAGGUGGAGGACAUUAAACACUCUAUCGAACUGAAUAAACACAGUGCUCUUAGGGAGAUUGAGGACAGUAUGCAGGUUUUUUCAAACCUGAUCCAGAUGGUUCAAAAAGCCCAGUCUGAGCUUGUUUUUGCCAUAGAAGAGAAGCAGAGAAAAACAGUUAGCUGGGCUCAGGGACUCAUCGAGGAACUAGAACGGGAGAUUUCCAUGCUGAAGGCAAGGAACAAUGAGAUAGAUCAUCUUGCUCACACUGAUGACCAUAUCUUCUUUCUUCAGAAUCUUCCAUUGCUAAUCACACAUCCACAAACAAAAGAUUGGUCCGAGGCUCAUGUUCCCACUGAGCAGUGUCUGGGGACAAUCAGAAGAGCUGUGUCCAAACUGGAAGAAACCCUCACAGAAGAAAUAGACAAAUUGGCAGAAACUGAGCUGAAGAUUGUUCAGAAGUAUUCAAUGGACGUGACACUUGAUCCAGAUACGGCCAAUCCUUGGCUGCAACUGUCAGAGGACAGAAGACAGUUGCGUCACCUGGGGACAUGGCAAGACCUACCUGACACACCAGAACGUUUUGACACAGUGGUCAUUACUCUGGGUCGUGAAGGUUUUACCUCUGGCCGCCAUUACUGGGAAGUCGAAGUGGGUGAAAAAGAUGACUGGUACCUGGGUGUCACCAGAGCAUCUGUCAACAGGAAAGGACGCAUUGCUAUAAGCACGACUCAGGGCUACUGGGCAUUGGCUAUGAAGAAAGGGCAAGAGUACAAAGUCUCCUCCUCCCCACCUUUUAAUCUUUCUAUAAAGCCCAAACUGAAGAGAGUGGGUGUGUAUGUGGACUUUGAAGAAGGACAGGUGUCAUUUUAUGAUGCACUUUCACGAAGUCACAUCUUUACAUUCAUGGACUCAUUCCAAGAGAAAUUGUAUCCGUUCUUCUACCUUUACUGCUGUGACAAGGCUUCAGAUAUACUGAGCAUCUGUCCGAUAAUGGAGAUACUACAGAACAAACAGUGCUGAACAUUUUUUAAGGGCAGUUUAAAAUGGAUUUGAAUGAAGACCUGCUCAUUGUUUGUGUUAUGAAACAGUUGUUUUGUUGUUUUAACUGACACCUAGUGGCUGAAGUGUAUGAAGCAUCAACAUCGCCCCCAGUGUUAUUAGGAUGUAAUUGCUGUGCUUCAAAGUCAAUGACUUAGAGUAGUAACUGAUAAUCAGGUUUUUGCUUUUAAACUUAUUAUAAGAAUAAGAAAUGUCUUAAAUGAACUGUUUCCAUAGUGUAACUGUUUAAGGUCUAUGGUUUCAAAGGUUUUAAAACAUGGCUAAUAAAUAAAAAAUGAAUAAUUUACAGAAUUUAUCUAAACUAUUUUAUUAUUAUUAUUAUAAAUUAUUGAUUUGAGGCAAAUAAAUGGAUUAUAUCAAUAAAUCAAAUUGUGCUGCAAU
Silurus meridionalis is the source of this 2161-nucleotide messenger RNA. Its product is annotated as E3 ubiquitin-protein ligase TRIM39. NCBI's taxonomy places the organism in Eukaryota, Metazoa, Chordata, Actinopteri, Siluriformes, Siluridae. The coding region runs from base 56 to 1741 and encodes 561 amino acids. The record is from RefSeq and is a predicted model, not a curated record. Gene Ontology annotation, molecular function: zinc ion binding; protein binding. The transcript is spliced from 7 exons.